GAUCAAAAUGUGUUACAGUUCUGUCGGACAGUUCACCGUUGAAAGACGUCCAAUCACAAUGUCUUUGAAGCUGUUUUCGUGCCUCUUUGUUUUGGCCUUGUUUGCCUUUGCCUGUGAAGGACAGACCCAGUACAAUCCCUAUCUUCGAAACCCCUACUACCGGGACCUGUACUACCGGAACCGCGAUCUGUACAACCUGCGUCGCUUUUACGAUGGCUUCUACAAGAAGUACAAUCCCUACAUUGCUGCCGCCCAGGCCAGGAUUGUGGAGCAAGCCAACGAUGUGAACUACGGUGCUGGAACCUAUGCCUACAGCUAUGAGACUGAGAACGGCAUCCACGGAGAGGAGAAGGGUAUUCCCGUAAACACUGGUAACCGCGAAGACCAGGAAGAACAGGUGGAGGGCGCCUACUCCUAUAUCACUCCCGAAGGUCUGCGGGUGGGAGUGAAGUACCUGGCCGAUGCCAAUGGUUUCCGUCCAGUUGUCACAUAUGAUGGUGUUAACUCAGCUUUUUAUGCCGGACAGCCUGCUCCAGCCAACGUGGUCAUAACUAAGCACUAAGUACACGCUGCUCCUAAAAAUAGUUAUUUAUAGUACGGAAUACGUGUUCCCCCUUCUUUAGCUGUUUUAAAAUAAAUAAAAGUCAUACAAAUUAUAAAAAAGGCAUAUUUAAAUAU
Molecule: messenger RNA, 678 nt
Organism: Drosophila bipectinata
Lineage: Eukaryota; Metazoa; Arthropoda; Insecta; Diptera; Drosophilidae
Gene: Cpr49Ad
Product: Cuticular protein 49Ad
Cellular component (GO): chitin-based extracellular matrix
Molecular function (GO): structural constituent of chitin-based larval cuticle
Source: RefSeq, a predicted model, not a curated record